Messenger RNA from Phytophthora nicotianae INRA-310, 1497 nucleotides. RefSeq lists its product as hypothetical. Gene Ontology annotation, biological process: xenobiotic detoxification by transmembrane export across the plasma membrane. Gene Ontology annotation, cellular component: membrane. The coding region runs from base 1 to 1497 and encodes 498 amino acids. The transcript has 3 exons. Gene Ontology annotation, molecular function: antiporter activity; xenobiotic transmembrane transporter activity. NCBI's taxonomy places the organism in Eukaryota, Oomycota, Peronosporomycetes, Peronosporales, Peronosporaceae. The record is from RefSeq and is a predicted model, not a curated record.
AUGGACGAGAAACUGAUUCCCAAGGAAGCAAGUGACCCCAGUGAGUCUCUCUUAGAGACUAAUCUGCUCAGAAACUCUGUCGUCGCCAUUGAAACACUUCGGAGUGAUCCAGACGAGCCAGACCCAAAACCGAUGGUGGAAGUUCGUGAGCUGCUCAAGUUAAUCUUGCCAGUGACUGGGACCACAGUACUCGAAUUCCUCCCCGGUUUUGUAUCUAUAUUGUUGGCUGGCAACAUGGGAGGACCGAAUGCACAGCACUACGUCGAUGCCGCGACGAUCUCCGUUAUGCUUUUGAACGUCACAGCACAAUCACUUGGACUGGGUCUUGCAUCCGCACUAGAUACGCUUUGCUCUCAAGCCUAUGGCGCCAAACGGAUCGACAAGAUCGGAAUCUACUUCCAGACGGGGGUGGUGGUUCUCUCCAUCGCUCUCAUUCCCAUGCUCGUGGUCAACUCGUUCGCUGAACCUAUCCUCAAUUUGCUUGGUCAGCACACGAACGUCACAUACUUGACUCGCGACUUUUCUCGUCUGAUGCUUCCUGGACUGCCGUUCCUCUUCCUUUACGAGCUCGUGCGGAAGGUGAUGCAGUGUCAAAAUGUCGUCAAACCGCUAGUCGUCAUCGCAGUUAUCGGAAAUCUGGUCAACCUUGGUGCUGGUUAUGGACUUGCGUACCACACGUCGAUGGGAUUCAACGGUAUUGCUGUUGCUCGAUCGCUGGGCAAUAUCACACUCACGUUUCUGCUCGUACCGUACUUCAUGUGGCGGCCACACCAACUUCGAGACUGGUGGGGCCACGGGUGGAAUAUCAAGGCCGCUAUGAACUAUGUGAACCUCUUCGUGCGAAUUGGUUGUCCGGGAAUGGUUAUGAUGGCUGUCGAAGUUUGGGCCUUCGAAAUCCUGGCAAUUCUCGCUGGUAACCUACCAGACAGCGUCGUGGCCCUGUCAACACAUGCUGUGUUGAUGAACGUUAACAUUAUUCUCUACACUACGUUCUACGGCAUCGCAGUCGCUGCUAGCAUUCGAGUGGGAAAUUGCCUGGGCGCUAAUCAACCGAAGAAGGCGAAGAUGGCUUGCUACUUAGCCCUCGGAAUCACUUUGGGAGUUUCUGUGAUGUUCGCAGUGCUGCUGUUCAGUCUUAGCAACUACAUUCCAUGCCUGUUCCUUGAUGACGAUGAGAGUAUCGACCUCGCUUCGAAGAUUAUGGCCAUGUGGUCGCCCCUUGAGAUCGCAGACGGUCUCAACGCUGUCAUGCAGGGAAUCUUCAGAGGUGCAGGCAAGCAGAAGCCAGCAGCAAUCGCCAACGUGAUUGGCUACUACGGAGGAGGUAUCCCGCUCGGAGCAAUCCUGGCGUUUGUGGCUGAUAUGGGCGUUGAAGGCUUGUGGUGGGGAAUUGGUUUUGGCAUCGCAGUGACGUUGUUAUCGCUCUCAUUUUUGAUGACAAACUACUGGCAUUGGGACCAACUUGCGAGCACAGCUCGUCAGCGUACUGCCCAAUAA